AUGUCCCUGCCAUCGCCUUUUCUGCGUAGAUGCUCCGGUUGUAGGGAGCUCCUCGAGCCGCCCUCGGACGAGGGCCAAUUCGGCGUGCAAACCAACGACGGCCGCGCCUGGCACUCGGGAUGUCUGGUGUGCGCGCAGUGCCAGUGCCCCCUGUACAACAGCGGUGAUGUCGUCUCCCGGUGCUACGCCAAAGGGGGACAAGUCUACUGCCGAAAAGAUUACAUAUGCCUGUUUGAGGAAUCCCAGUUGCGUCGAUCAACCAGCCCAUGCCUCGGCUGCCGUCAGCCUCUCCUCCCCGGUAACCUGAUCAUGCACAGCCCGUUCCACACCUUCCAUUUCGAGUGCUUCUCUUGCUAUGUCUGUGGAACCGGUCUGCUUCCCGGACAGCCUUACCUCCUUCACAACGACUCGCCUGUGUGCCUUCAUGAUUUUAUUCAACUACAACAAAAAACCCCGCCACCAGGAGACUGCACCAAAGAAAUCGCCCCAGCACUAAGUCAAAGGAGGAUACGAAGAGCGGAACAUUUCACCGAGUGCCUGGGUAAUUUACUUGCUAGCGAAUCCUUUUUCACCAGACCAAAAGCUGUGCUGCAGCACUCGCCGCUUUACCUUUCCUCCCGACAGAAGCGCGUUCGAACCUCCUUCAAGCACCAACAACUCCGCUCGAUGAAGGCCUUCUUCGCAAAGAACCACAACCCUGACGCCAAGGACCUCAAGGGUCUCUCGGAAGUGACUGGGCUCUCAAAACGCGUCCUUCAGGUUCGUUUUCAAUGUGAUCGACUCCUUCGCGUCUGGUUCCAAAAUGCCCGAGCCAAGUACCGCCGAAGUGUUGGAGGCCCGGAUACGCCCCGGCACAGCUCCGGCGCCGACUCCCGCACCCACAGUCCCGGCAACUCCACAGUCGACACCGCCAUCUCGGGGGAGUACUGCCUUCGACUAGGGCUCGUGUAG
Molecule: messenger RNA, 951 nt
Organism: Mesocestoides corti
Lineage: Eukaryota; Metazoa; Platyhelminthes; Cestoda; Cyclophyllidea; Mesocestoididae
Source: the annotation of a GenBank genome assembly